AUGGCCAUUAAAAACGGCACCAGGCUUUCACGACUGUGGUCCGAACCUGACGGUAUACUCCACCGCGCGGCUCUGCAACAAGCGAACGGCAAACUUGUCUUCCCUGAAGAGCUCGUUCAUAUGACACUCGAUCUCUACGGGACGGAGAUGUCAGGAGUGACGAGUCAUCCUACAAGGACAGCAGAAGAACCCCUUAAGAGGGCCUCUCGGCCAACAAGUCGGCACGAAGUGGCGAACGAGGCGAGGAUCGCGAAAUCGACAUCCCACGAGUCAUCCGCUAGGGUUCAAGCUCCACAGGAUGCGCCCUCCAGCCCUCAAGUCGCUAAUAAGUAUCGAAGACCGGUCGAGACGUCUCCUCGGCCACCUCGGGAGGUGACUGCCAAAACUUUUGCGCAGGGUCCCUUGGAAGCUUUCCGCAACGCAUACCCUUCCUAUUCUGGGAGUGUUGGCGACUUUGUCAAGGCAUGUCUGACUAUCAAAGACCUUCGUCGAAAGCUUCUGCUUCCUAAGUGGCUCUACGAUGACUUCAUUCGAGCAUUUGUGGAUGGCUUCGUUCCUUACAUCGAAACCUUGGAUGACGACGAGUCCCCACUCUCGGCCUAUCAGUGGUACGUUGAGUAUGUAGACCAGCCAGCCUUUCAGGGUGGCAUUGUGACGCGCGAGAACCUUCAUCAGGUUUUCAAGGUGUACCACAGUGCAUACAAGUCGGCAAAGGAGUCCCUUUCCGGGGGGAAAUCUCCGCGUCCGGGAGUUGGAGAGCUGUCUCUACUCGAGAAGGUUCCUCAGACCACAAUUGGCCAGGUAGUCACACCCAAGCCAGGGGCUCGAUCAGAAUCUCACAACCCGAGAGGAACAUCCGCCGACCUCUACAUUUUGUCAAACCAGCCAUCGCCUAUUCUUCAAGAUAACGAGAAGGGUUCUGCAAAUGGACGGCAAGCCAGCAUCAAAGUCGAAGAUGACGACUUCUUAGUAAUUGAACCGCAAAUGCCCUUCACCAAAGGGGAUGCCGGCAAAAAAGGAAUGCCACUCAAGGAGAACACACUCUUGAGGGACACCCCAGCGGCCAUUCAACGCCACAGGGACGUCCUCCCGAGGGAUGAAGACGUCACGAUUGUUUCCAGCACCCCGCGACCUCGAACGGCAAACCCAGAGGAUGCCGCUUCCUCCGAGGAUAAUAACCGCACCCGCGAUGGCCGCAUUCUCAAUACUACCCCGACCGCCCAGACCGCCACCCGUGACUCGCUGCUACCCGAUCGGAAGAAUGCCUCCGCCACGACACCUAGACGAGGCGACGUCAUCGCGGAAACGCCACCCCGGAAUUCGGCGGCUCCAGCCAAGACCGCGACACAGCACCCCGCGGUGCGGCGAAGCCUGCCCGCCUCGUUCGGUUUCGCUCCGCCCUCGGCUUCCAUGCCGAGCGCGGAAACGCAGCGGGGCGGUACGCCGAGAGGCACGCUCUCGGCCUCGACACAGGGGAACCGGGUCAAGAAGCCCAGGAACGAGACGGAGGAAGAAAGAAGGAAGCGAAAGAUGAGGGCCAAGCUCGAGAAGAUGGCCAAGGAGGGACGGCUGGCGCCGCCACCCAGCUCCAUGCCUCCCAAGUUGUAG
Colletotrichum spaethianum is the source of this 1608-nucleotide messenger RNA. RefSeq lists its product as uncharacterized. NCBI's taxonomy places the organism in Eukaryota, Fungi, Ascomycota, Sordariomycetes, Glomerellales, Glomerellaceae. The record is from RefSeq and is a predicted model, not a curated record. Bases 1 to 1608 code for a protein of 535 amino acids. The transcript has a single exon.